CUUGUACAACAGGAGCCUCAUGAAGAAUGCCCUCCUGGAAAGCCCGACCGGUACGGGCAAGACGCUAUGCCUACUCACGGCCUCUCUCGCUUGGCAACAACGGAAUUCGGCCAUGGUGGCCUCCAAGCCUGCCCCUACACAGCUUGCGUACGACGAGCGACCGGUCACCGACCUGUCCCGCCCGCGACACGAGCAACAGCCGUACCAGGAGAACAAGCCUGCCUUAGCCGCGGCCAUGCCCUCCGUCAUCAUCUACGCCUCGCGCACCCACAGUCAGCUAGGCCAGGUGGCGAACGAGCUGAAGAACACGGUGUAUCGCCCGAGACUCUCCCUCCUGGGCUCUCGCGACCAGCUCUGCGUCCACGAGGAGGUUUCCCAGAUGAAGGGAGGCGCCAAGAACCACGCCUGCUCGGCCCUCGUCAAGGCCAGGCGUUGCAAGUACCACCGCGGGACGGAGGACAUGGUGGAGCGGGCGGGGGGGGGGGGCGUGGUUGCGGGAGGGGGGGGGAGCGGGCCCCCUGACCAGAGCACGGUGCCCGAUAUCGAGGAGCUUGUGUCGCUGGCUAAGAAGCACGAGUUUUGCCCGUAUUACCUUGGGAGGGGGCACGCACCGAGAGCGGAGCUGGUGUUGAUGCCGUACAACUACCUUCUCGAUCCGGGAACACGACGAGGCAUAAAGAUCAACUGGAGCAACGCGGUGGUCAUAUUCGACGAGGCUCAUAACCUGGAGAGCGUCGCGAGCGAUGCCUCCAGCUUCGAGCUGACCAGCGCGCAGAUCGCGGGCGCUCAGGAGGAAGCUCUGAGGUGCCACAACCUAUGCACCGAGGGGGGCGUGGAUGAGGAAGGAGGAGGGGGGGCGACGCAGGCGGACAACGCUCUCCUCGUGAAGCAGGCGCUGCACCUGCUCGAGGACGCGAUGGAAGGCGUAAAACUCCCUGCCAGCGGCAAGGGCUUCACGCAGAAGGGGGAGUACGUCUACGCUCUCUUCGAGCACGCUGGGAUAACGUUCGACACGGCUCAGGCGUGGCUGGGCAAGCUGCAGGACAUGUCGGACACCCUCCAGGAGAACGCCCUGUACGGACAGGCCAACGCCCUCAAGGUGGACGUGGUCUCCAGAUCCAUCAAGGGGGGGUUUGGGGGGGGAAACGCCUCUGGGGAGGGGGGCCGGGUUUUCGCCCGGAUGUCCCGCUGGCACAUGGCCUCCGCGGGGGGGGGGUCUCCCCUCGAUGGUCGCGGCGGCGGCAAGGGGGGUAAGGGGGGGGUCGGUGUUGGGGGCGGGGGGGGGGGUGGCGGCGGCGGCGGCGCCGGGAGGGUGUUUUGCUUCUGGUGCUUCUGCCCUGGGGUCGCGAUGCAGGACCUAAAGGCGCUAGGGGUGCGGAGCAUCAUCGUGACGAGCGGGACUCUAAGCCCCCUUUCUUCCUUCGGGAACGAGUUGCGACUGCCCUUCGAGGUGCAGGUCGAAAACCCGCACGUUAUUGGCCCUGAACAGACUCCUCUGGCAGGACUUCUUCAAGCCAUGAGUCCUCGGAGUUCCGCCUGGUGGCCGGUCGGUCCUUCUGAAACGAAGGGGAAGGCAAAGGCGUGGAUCGGAACCCUAGGCAGAGGCCCGACUAGCGUGACCCUGAACAGCUCCUACGCCAACAGGGACAACGACAACUACAAGGACGAGUUGGGGGCGACGUUGGCGAACCUUUGCCGCAUCGUGCCAGGAGGCGUUCUGGUCUUCUUUUCCACGUGA
Molecule: messenger RNA, 1738 nt
Organism: Ectocarpus siliculosus
Lineage: Eukaryota; Phaeophyceae; Ectocarpales; Ectocarpaceae
Source: the annotation of a GenBank genome assembly